Molecule: messenger RNA, 510 nt
Organism: Copidosoma floridanum
Lineage: Eukaryota; Metazoa; Arthropoda; Insecta; Hymenoptera; Encyrtidae
Product: fibroblast growth factor receptor 4-like
Source: RefSeq, a predicted model, not a curated record
AUGAUAUUUGCCUUCAUCUCAAAUGUUAAAAUGUUAUUGCAAGUGUUACACUGUGACUUGGCUGCAAGAAAUAUUUUACUAGCAGAAUACAAUGUUCUUAAAAUUUGUGAUUUUGGUUUGGCAAAGGCAUUGUACAAGGAUGAAAACUAUAAAAAGCAACAUGAAGGACAGUUUCCUGUUAAGUGGAUGGCUAUUGAAUCUAUGAGGGACGGGGUCUUUUCAACUAUGUCAGAUGUUUGGUCAUUUGGUGUAGUUUUAUGGGAAUUUUUCACCCUAGCCGGAAUACCUUACUUAGGUAUGGGGUUCGAGAGAAUGUAUCAAAAACUCAUCGAAGGCUACCGCAUGCGAUGUCCUAGUUAUGCCACCAAAGACAUCUACGAUAUUAUGCUUUGUUGUUGGGAGGAAAACCCGAUUUUUAGACCAUCUUUUACGAAACUUGUCGAAUGCAUUGGUGAACUUUUAGAGGAUGACAUCAAAUUGUACUUCUUAAGAUUUAUACAACAAGUAUGA